GCUUCCAGAAUGACUCCAAGGAACCAGCCUUUACAUCGCAGCACGGAGGGGGGGACACUGCAGCAGGUCAAAGGAAAUGUUAUUUAACGAUGGCUCCAAUCUCCUCCCACUUGCCUAUGUGGCUGGGAAAACGAGAGACGCAGAUCUGGAGUGAAGGAAUUAACCAAGGAGGACUACCGCCAAGAGCCAAGCCAGCCGGUGACAGCAAAGGCUGCAGACUGCUGCUGGAUUCAGGCAGGAAGGGAAGCAGAGAGAGAAAUUCAGUCAGACCCCUUGGAGAGGAAGGAGACUAUUUUCAGUAGACUGCUGCAGGUGGCAGGUUCCCUGAGGCACAGUUCUGGCACCAGCUUGAUCCGCUGAAAAGAAUAUUUCAGGCUGUGAUCGCCUGCUGUGAAGCCCAGACUUAGAAGCUGGACAGACACAGAGCUUUCUGACGACUGGUUCUUGCAGCCAGGAGUGGAUUCACGGAUCUUUGCGUUUCCAUCCGGCGUUCGGAAACUAUUUGGGCUUAUCCUCUCCGGCAAGCGCAGUUUCUAAACCACUGGGACAACUCCCGUUGUGGUCCUCGCGUGGAACUGUGCCAACGCUCACGGGUAAGCUAAUCAGACAUUUAGACGCUGAAGGAGCACGAGGAGGAGAAACGACUGCUUUGGGGAGAAACUUGCACAUUUCUUACAACUUCUGCUGUUACCCCAAGAAGAGGUGGGGGCUAGUGGAUAUCUGUCAUUAACUGCCAGCUUUGUCUGAGGCCCUCGGAACUGGUUAAAACAUGUACAGCAGCUCCUGAGGAAAGACCAUUCUGAAUACAAAUGACACCCCAGUGAAAACAGGAGGCAGCGUUGCUUUUUUUAGAAACCGGGGGGAGAACAAGGUAUCGAACCAGGUGCUGCUCAUCUUCACUGAUCCAUCCAGGUUCUCGUACUGUGACCGUGGGGGAAACUUCUUCAAAGAUUCUGGAUUGUGCCACAUGACUAAUACAAAAGAUCCUGAGAGAGCCAUGGAUACUUCACCAACGACCUCCAACUCUGCUGCAGGCCCUGUUACCUUCUCACAGGUCUUUGGGCAGCAAUGUCAACUGAUGGAGGCAGCUGUGCAGUCAUUGCAUACCCUAAAUGACCAGAUCUCGCAUUUUAUCGUGAACAAGUCAAAAAUGCUGGAUGAGGAUGAAGAUACUUUCUUGCCCAAUGAAAAAGAGUCUUUGAAAAACUCCAUGUUGUUGAUGAGACACCUCUUAAUAGAUGCACAGGUAGGAAAUCAAUAAGCUUGAAUCCAUUAAGACACCUGGAAAUGCACAUUUUACAGAGCCAAAGAUUGUGCCUUGUUUUUAUAGCAGGUUUAAGCUAUGAAAAUCCAUUAGCUCCCUA
Messenger RNA from Pelodiscus sinensis (Chinese soft-shelled turtle), 1364 nucleotides. NCBI's taxonomy places the organism in Eukaryota, Metazoa, Chordata, Testudines, Trionychidae. The record is from RefSeq and is a predicted model, not a curated record.